GCGGGCCGAGGCGAGCGGGGGCGGGGUCUCGCGCCGUCCUGGGGCGGCUCUUCGGGCCGGGCCCGCGCUGGAGCCGUGGACACCCGUCGUCGCUGUCGCCGCCGCCACCUUGGCUUCUGCUGCCACCGCCGCUGCCGGUCGCCACCAUGAACCAGGAUCUUCGCAGGGAGCGGGAAGCCGCCAGCUUCAACCCGGAGCUGCUCACGCACGUCUUGGACGGCAGCCCCGAGAACACCCGGCGCCGCCGAGAGAUCGAGAACCUGAUUCUGAAUGACCCAGACUUCCAGCAUGAGGACUUGAAUUUCCUCAGUCGCAGCCAGCGUUACGAGGUGGCUGUUAAGAAGAGCGCCAGCAUGGUGAAGAAGAUGAGGGAAUUUGGCAUCGCAGACCCUGAAGAAAUCGUGUGGUUUAAAAAUUUUGUGCACCGAGGGCGGCCUGAGCCUCUGGAUCUUCACUUGGGCAUGUUCUUGCCUACUUUACUUCACCAGGCAACCGCGGAACAACAGGAGCGCUUCUUCAUGCCCGCCUGGAACUUGGAGAUCAUUGGCACUUAUGCCCAGACAGAGAUGGGCCAUGGAACUCAUCUCCGAGGGUUGGAAACCACAGCCACUUACGACCCUGAAACUCAGGAGUUCAUUCUCAACAGCCCUACCGUGACCUCCAUCAAGUGGUGGCCGGGUGGACUUGGAAAGACCUCAAAUCAUGCGAUAGUUCUUGCCCAGCUCAUCACAAAGGGCAAGUGCUAUGGAUUACAUGCCUUCAUCGUACCGAUUCGUGAAAUUGGGACCCAUAAGCCUUUGCCAGGUAUUACUGUUGGCGAUAUCGGCCCCAAAUUUGGCUAUGAUGAGAUGGAUAAUGGCUACCUGAAGAUGGACAAUUAUCAUAUUCCCAGAGAAAACAUGCUGAUGAAGUAUGCCCAGGUGAAGCCUGAUGGCACGUACGUGAAGCCCGUGAGUAACAAGCUGACCUACGGGACCAUGGUGUUUGUCAGGUCCUUCCUCGUAGGAGAAGCCGCUCGGUCUCUAUCCAAGGCUUGCACCAUUGCCAUCAGAUACAGCGCUGUGAGGCACCAGUCUGAACUCAAGCCAGGUGAACCAGAACCACAGAUUUUGGAUUUUCAGACCCAGCAGUAUAAGCUCUUCCCACUCCUGGCUACUGCCUACGCCUUCCAGUUUGUCGGCGCGUACAUGAAGGAGACCUACCAUCGGAUUAAUGAGGACAUUGGCCAAGGGGACCUGAGUGAACUGCCCGAGCUUCAUGCCCUCGCCGCCGGGAUGAAGGCUUUCACCUCCUGGACAACUAAUGCUGCCAUCGAAGCUUGUCGGAUGGCUUGUGGCGGGCAUGGCUAUUCUCACUGCAGCGGCCUUCCAAACAUUUAUGUCAAUUUUACCCCCACCUGCACCUUUGAGGGAGAGAACACUGUCAUGAUGCUGCAGACGGCUAGGUUCCUGAUGAAAAGUUAUGACCAGGUGCACUCAGGAAAGUUGAUGUGUGGUAUGGUGUCCUACUUGAAUGACCUGCCCAGUCAGCGCAUCCAGCCGCAGCAGGUCGCGGUCUGGCCGACUGUGGUGGACAUCGACAGCCCCGACAGCCUAACGGAAGCCUAUAAACUCCGCGCAGCCAGAUUAGUAGAAAUUGCUGCAAAAAACCUUCAAAAUGAAGUGAUUCACAGAGAAAGCAAGGAGGUAGCAUGGAAUCUAACUUCCAUUGACCUUGUUCGAGCAAGCGAGGCACAUUGCCACUAUGUGGUAGUUAAGCUCUUUUCAGAAAAACUCCUCAAAAUCCAAGAUAAGUCCAUCCACACUGUCUUGAAGAAUUUAUGUCUCUUGUACUGCCUGUAUGGAGUCAGUCAAAAGGCAGGGGACUUUCUGCAGGGAGGCAUCAUGACGGAGUCUCAAAUUACCCAAGUAAAUCAGCGCAUUAAGGAGCUGCUGACUGUGAUUCGCCCAGACGCUGUUGCUUUGGUUGAUGCGUUUGACUUUCAGGAUGUGACACUCGGCUCUGUGCUCGGCCGUUAUGAUGGGAACGUGUAUGAAAACUUAUUUGAGUGGGCCAAGAAGUCCCCACUGAACAAAGCAGAGGUCCAUGAAUCUUACCACAAGUAUCUGAAGCCCCUGCAGUCCAAGCUCUGAAGGGUCAUGAUGAGAAGUUUCAUUUGCUCCAGAAAGCAGCUGUACUCCACUCCCCUUAUACUCAUCACACAAAUCUGCUUGGAAUCUCUAUCAAAUUCAGAGAGCUAUAGAGCAAAUGAUAAAUUGAGCCCUUUCCUCUUUUUAUAAAUGAAGAAAAAAAAUGAACAAAUUUCAGAGAUUAAACGAAAAAAACAGAUGUGUUUUAAGUGCAAUUAACACUGCAAGAGACGUAUCGAGCAUCAGAAGAAGCUUUAAGAAAUGCAGCAUGCCUUCCAUUUGUAGUGCUGCUGGUUCCAGUAGGCCAUGACUUUUGAUAACUAGUAGAACUUAACUACUGAGUAGUUAAUUAUUUUCACCUCUUAAUUGCUAAUCACUGGAUAUAUAAGUGUUUUUAAGCAAAGGUAUUUUUUAAGCGGGGUAGAUAGAACCCUUCCCAGCUUUUCUGUUAAACGUUCCUGUCAUGGGCCCUGGCUAAGAAGCAGGACUGAAGAAAAGGGAUUCGGGGAAAGAAACUAAUCAAGACAUUUAGUGUGAGUGAGUUUGUGCCCGACACAUUGACGCGACGUGCCCAUUUGCCCUGCUUUGCCGACCUGGUAUUUCCACCUAACUAUUCACAGUAGCACCUUUCCAGCAUGAGGACUUCUUUGACUUCAGCACAGGCCUAGAAUAGGAUCACUGUCCUGCAUAAUUAGGAGUUACUCUUCCUUCCAUUCGAGGGAUCCCUAAAUCGUCUGUGCAGUAGCAUUGCAAUUCACUUUGUCCCAAACUUCUUAGAAAAGGACAAGAAGCAAAAUCAUCUCUGCAUCUGACUUCUAGCAGCUGAUGGCACCUCUGGCCGUGUGGUGUUUCCUCUCCCACCCCUUUCUCUGUCCUGAAAAAGAUGCUAAGAAAGGAAAAGAAGGGGUCACAGUUCCUUCAUAGUAGAAUGAGUAUGGGGAGAGCUCUCUCAGUUAUGGUCACUGUGACUGUGGUGUCCAUACUAACUGGAUAUUCUGGAACAAUCUAGAUUUUUCAAUAGUCUAUUACAGUGCUUGGAGGUUACAGUGUUUGGCAUUAUAAAAUAGAAGCAUCACUCAGGCCACCUCUUCCACCCAGGGCGAGCACAGAAAACCCCUUUGACAAACCAUGGCUUCUGAUUUUGGAUGUAAAUCGUCGAAUCAAAAUAAUCAUCGAAACUAUGGCUAAUGGAUAAAUGCCAGUUUCACAGAAUCUCUCUCUUACUGUACAUUGGCUUUAUUUUCAGUCUGUUCCUAGGAGAUUGAUCUGAAUUGCAACAUUGUCCUUUGAGCCAAAAUCUAAUUUACACAAUCACUCUGCAUUUAAAAGUUAAACAUGGACCUCCUAAUGAAAUUUUUUCUUAAAAUCAAUGUAAAGCAACACAUUAGCUGAUUUUUUGUUUUGUUGUGUUUGUUUUUUCUUUUACCUGUUAACUGUAUCUGUAACUUCUGCCUCAUGAAUCCAGUUGUUCCGUAAUCAGUCUUGAGAAUGUAGGAUAAUUCAGGGAAAUGUCUCCCUACCUUGGGACCCAACAUAAAAACUAUCCCAGUGGAACCAGCUAUAUGAGAUUUUCAGGUCCCACAGAAAUGCUGUUGACACAAGCCUUAAUCCUUCCAUCAGGAAAGCUGCUUGGGAAUUGUAAGACUGAAGUAAGCAGUCUAUCAAUUUCAUCGGAAUAGAUCUUGACAGUAGUUCAGGUUCUGGGAAAUAAAAUAGAUUUAAAUUGCUUA
Messenger RNA from Acinonyx jubatus (cheetah), 3859 nucleotides. It is a transcript of the gene ACOX1, whose product is annotated as acyl-CoA oxidase 1. Gene Ontology annotation, molecular function: FAD binding; fatty acid binding. The coding region runs from base 147 to 2132 and encodes 661 amino acids. The record is from RefSeq and is a predicted model, not a curated record. The transcript is spliced from 14 exons. Gene Ontology annotation, biological process: fatty acid beta-oxidation using acyl-CoA oxidase; lipid homeostasis; very long-chain fatty acid metabolic process. Lineage: Eukaryota; Metazoa; Chordata; Mammalia; Carnivora; Felidae. Gene Ontology annotation, cellular component: peroxisome.